GGCGAUGCUCCCACGGCUCCGGCCCGCCGCCGCACCGGGGGGGGCUGCGGCCCUGCGGUUCCCCUUCCCGCCGGGCCCUGCCCGCCCGCCCGCCGCGCUGCGGGAGCGCCGCCCGCCACCGCCGCCCGCACCCCCCUCGGCGCCGCCGCUUCGCCUGCAGGCGCGCCCCGGCCUGAGCCGGCCCCCGGCGGGGGGAGGCCCCGGCUCACCUGGAGAGGCGGCGACGCGGGGGGGAGUCCCGGCGAGGGGACGGUGCCCGCCAGCCCCCACCGGAGCGCCCUUUCCGCGGCCUUUGUCUGCGCUGUCACAUGGGCCGCGGUGCGGGAUUUAAGCGGGUCUCCGCAGGACAUGCCGUGAGCGGCGCGCCGCAGCCCUGCCCGCAGCGGCAGCGCUCCGCCCGGCCGGGGAUGCGGCUCUAGCGGCCCCGCGAUGAGCGGCUCCUCCAUGGCGAAGAGCGAGUCCCGCACUUCGCUGCUGAAGGCGGCGGGGAGCCGGAGGGCGGCGGGCGCCCAGCCCCAGCCCCGCGGCAGCCGCACCCGGGACGGCAGAGGACAAGGCGGGCAGGCGGGGAGGGAGCAGAGCGAGGAGCCGCUCCCCGGGGAGCCCAGUGCCCGCAGGCCGCUCUGUCACCCGGGCGCCCGGGAGGACGGAGCGAGGGGCGCAGGGAAGCUGUCACAUGGACGGGGGGAGAGCCAGCUGGAGCCGGCGGAAGGAGGUCCAAGGAGAGGCAGCGGCAAGGAACCGGUGCGGACAUCCAGGCAUCACCACCACCUCCCGCCGCACGGCAGUCACGGUCACCCCCAGGACCAGCAUCAGCUCUCAGACAGGGAUGGGGAGGAGGCAGAGGAGGACUUUUUCUUCAGUCACAGGCAGAGGUCCAGCAGAGAGUCCCUAAAGCUCUCGGAAGGCGCUUCACCUCUGUCCAAAUCCAGCAGCAAGUACUCCACCAAGUCCAGCGGCAGCGAUCGGUCGGUGGAAGCGGACCCCCUUUUCCACCAGCUGCACCCCAUGCUCAGCUCGGUCUUUGGCCAGAUCCGCCAUGAGGAGAAGACGUGCUAUAAGGCUGUCCAGACGAGCGAAGAGGGGCCGUCGGCUUGCGAGUACCAGGGUCCACUCAUGGUGCUGGCCCAGAACUGCGCCGUCAUGCACAACCUGCUGGGGCCAGCAUGCAUCUUCCUGAGGAAGGGCUUCGCAGAAAACAGGCAGCCUGAUAGAGAACUGCGUCCAGAAGAAAUUGAAGAAUUAAGAGAAGCCUUUAAGGAGUUUGAUAAAGACAAGGAUGGGUUUAUUAACUGCAGGGACCUGGGGAACUGCAUGCGAACCAUGGGCUACAUGCCUACUGAGAUGGAGCUAAUAGAGCUCUCCCAGCAGAUCAACAUGAACCUGGGUGGCCAUGUGGAUUUUGAAGAUUUUGUUGAGCUGAUGGGACCAAAGCUGCUAGCAGAAACUGCAGACAUGAUUGGUGUAAAAGAGCUCCGUGAUGCCUUCAGAGAGUUUGACACCAAUGGUGAUGGGGAGAUCAGCACCAGUGAGCUGCGAGAAGCCAUGAAGAAGCUUCUAGGGCAGCAGGUGGGACAUCGGGAUAUUGAAGAGAUCAUCCGGGACGUGGAUCUGAAUGGAGAUGGGCGUGUUGAUUUUGAAGAGUUUGUUCGCAUGAUGUCCCGUUGAAGAUAAUUCUCAGCUAAAGAAGAAUCAGCACCUUAGAGAGGGCAGAAGAGGACCUAGAUGGAGCAUCUAGCCCCGAUGUUCCCACAUGAAGGUUUAUCGGCUGGCUGCAAUUGGGACAUUGCAAGAUGACCUGCUGCUCCUCCCUCAUGGUGGUCCCCAUGCCCCUCCACCCUUUCACACUGUGAAAGACUUGCAACUUCCUACAACUGGAACCAUUCCUUGGAGAUGAUUGCAGGAUAACUGCAGAGCCAGGACUUGCCAUGAUGCUUUCAUGGGAUAUUUGCAACUUUAAACUCCUCCUCCCCAGCUUUAUUCUCCCACCAGCUGCUGCAAAGCAAGAGCAGGAGAAAUCCUCUUGGCUUGGUGGAUGAGAGCAAAGCCAUUGGGACUGGUGGCAGCCUCAGGGCGUGCUCUGCACUUCUUGAUUUCCCUUGGUGAACUGUGUCUGUGUUUGCUGUCUGUGUUUGCGUCUAUCUGUGUGGAGUUAUUUAUGCUUCCCCGGCACAUAUUCACAUCUCCUGUGGUUAUGUUUACCAAGAGUAAAUUCAAAUACAUGUCUUGCGGGGGGAAAACGAUAAAUAUGCACGCUG
This is a messenger RNA of Grus americana (Whooping crane), 2258 nucleotides long. RefSeq names its product calcium binding protein 1 (gene CABP1). The transcript has 7 exons. The coding region runs from base 430 to 1668 and encodes 412 amino acids. NCBI's taxonomy places the organism in Eukaryota, Metazoa, Chordata, Aves, Gruiformes, Gruidae. The record is from RefSeq and is a predicted model, not a curated record. Gene Ontology annotation, molecular function: calcium ion binding.